GCCUGGUAACCAACUGGGACGACAUGGAGAAGACUCCUGGAUAUGGCGUCACGCCUUCUGCAACCAAUUGCGCCUCGAUCCGCGCCUGCACCCGGUGCUACUCACUGAGGCUCCCAGGGCAGGCAUUGAAAGCACCUGAAGCCUGCGGUACUCGUCUGGCCGCACGACGGGAGUUUCCUGUGCUGCAUGUGUUUGUUAUCAGGUCGUGGUUGAUUGUGGUGCCGAAGUAUCUCAGGCCUCAUGCCGUGCGCCGGCUGGAGCUGGGCGGCCGAGACUUGAACGAGUACCUUCUGAAGGUGCUUGCCAAGAAGGAUUUCAAGUUCACCACUUCCUUUGAGAAAGCCAUCGUCGCCGAUCUCAAGGAAAAGCUCUGCUACGUCUGCCGUGACUACCAGAGUGAAGAAAUGAAGGUGAGAUGUCAGGAAUUCAAGGAUCGGCCCUUUGAACUGCCGGACGGGAGUGUCGUGAUGGUGGGACCGGAGCGCUUCCGUUGUCCCGAGAUGUUGUUCCAGCCCAGUUUGUUUGGGAAGGACGAAAUCGGAAUCCAGCGCCUGCUCUACCAGGCUAUCAGGUCCUGCAACCUCAACAUCCGUGGCGACCUUGCUGGCAACGUUGUUCUGGCGGGUGGCUCCAGUCUCUUUGACGGCAUGCCUGAGCGGAUCCGUGUUGAGCUCGAGGCCCUGGUGGAGGGCAGGGUGAUCGUGAAGGUGACGGCGGAACCCAUGCGGAAGUACUGCACCUGGAUGGGCGGCUCCCUUUUGGCUUCCCUUGGCACCUUCCAGCACAUGUGGAUCGCGCGAGAGGAGUACGAUGACGAGGGGCCUGAGAUCGUGCAUGGCCGAUGCUACUGA
Molecule: messenger RNA, 851 nt
Organism: Symbiodinium pilosum
Lineage: Eukaryota; Dinophyceae; Suessiales; Symbiodiniaceae
Source: the annotation of a GenBank genome assembly